GGUUCGCAUCCAGGGAUUUCAUACACGCCCUCCCUCCCGCUUAUUGGGGUGCCCUUUCGUGUGGGGGUACGGGCCAGCCUGCAGGCCACGAGCCACUUUGACACGGAUAGUAAUGGGCGAUCCACGGAGAGCGGGAAAGAAAGGCUGCUGUGGACCUGGAGCACGGAUUCCGUGGCAGGAAAUCAGACACUAGGAAAUGCAAUAGGAAUUUGAACGGGGGGGGGGGGUUCCAGUUAGAGGAAGUGGGACGAAGAAGUAAUCUCAGAAGCUUUCAUUUUCUUUAUUAAAUCUUCCCUAUGGACUUAGAGUAGCUGGACCCAGUUUUUCAGGGUCAAGAGUCAGUAGCUUCUUGUACCCCCCAAACUGUCCGCUAUGAAGAUUGCACGAUCUCUUGCGCAUCGUGGCCAGCUGCAAAUGAGAUUUGUUCCUGAAGCUCAUGAGAAUCUCAACAUUUUUUGGAGAAUGAGGUGGCAUGCUUUCGACUUUCUUGAUACAACUCACGAGCAUUUCUGGAAACUUUGACCUUGAAGAUGGUGAGUAGCCAGCCAAAGUACGAUCUAAUACGGGAGGUAGGCCGAGGCAGUUACGGUGUUGUGUAUGAAGCAGUCAUCAGAAAGACCUCUGCACGGGUGGCAGUGAAGAAGAUUCGAUGCCAUGCGCCUGAAAAUGUUGAAUUAGCCCUGCGUGAGUUCUGGGCCCUAAGCAGUAUCAAGAGCCAACAUCCAAAUGUGAUUCACUUGGAGGAAUGCAUCUUACAAAAAGAUGGGAUGGUGCAAAAAAUGUCCCAUGGCUCUAAUUCUUCCCUUUAUUUACAGCUUGUAGAGACUUCAUUAAAAGGAGAAAUUGCCUUUGAUCCCAGAAGCGCCUAUUACUUGUGGUUUGUGAUGGAUUUUUGUGACGGCGGAGAUAUGAAUGAGUAUCUGUUGUCCAGGAAACCCAAUCGUAAAACUAACACCAGCUUUAUGCUUCAGCUGAGCAGUGCUCUGGCUUUCUUGCAUAAAAACCAGAUCAUCCACCGAGAUCUUAAGCCUGAUAACAUCCUGAUUUCUCAAAGCAGGUUGGAUACCAGUGACUUGGAACCCACACUGAAAGUGGCCGAUUUUGGUCUCAGUAAAGUUUGUUCAGCCUCUGGGCAGAACCCAGAAGAACCUGUCAGUGUAAACAAGUGUUUCCUUUCCACAGCGUGUGGAACAGAUUUCUACAUGGCACCUGAAGUGUGGGAGGGACAUUACACAGCAAAAGCUGACAUCUUUGCUCUGGGGAUUAUCAUCUGGGCAAUGCUGGAAAGGAUCACAUUCAUAGACACAGAGACAAAGAAGGAACUCUUAGGGAGUUAUGUAAAACAAGGAACUGAGAUUGUGCCCGUUGGAGAGGCGCUUCUGGAAAAUCCCAAAAUGGAACUUCUCAUUCCUGUGAAGAAAAAGUCUAUGAAUGGGCGAAUGAAACAACUGAUUAAGGAAAUGCUGGCUGCAAACCCUCAGGAUCGCCCAGAUGCUUUUGAACUAGAACUCAGAUUAGUACAAAUUGCAUUUAAAGAUAGCAGCUGGGAAACGUGACACAUACAUUGUUUGCAAAUAUCUCGGAUGGUAUGCUGCUUAUGUUUUCACAGUGAUGCAACAACAUAAUGUGGCUGAAAAAGAAUAUAAAAAGCUAAACUCCACCUUCUAAGGGUUUAGAUUUUAUUGUGGGGUGUUUUUUUUCAUUUUUCUUAAGUCCAAGCUGGCCAUUUUGUUAGUAUGUUUUAAGUGUGUAUUACCAAUGUGGGUGUACAUUUUUUAAA
Messenger RNA from Lynx canadensis (Canada lynx), 1780 nucleotides. It is a transcript of the gene PDIK1L, whose product is annotated as PDLIM1 interacting kinase 1 like. The transcript is spliced from 3 exons. Gene Ontology annotation, biological process: protein phosphorylation. The record is from RefSeq and is a predicted model, not a curated record. The coding region runs from base 531 to 1556 and encodes 341 amino acids. Gene Ontology annotation, molecular function: protein kinase activity; ATP binding. Lineage: Eukaryota; Metazoa; Chordata; Mammalia; Carnivora; Felidae.